Molecule: messenger RNA, 601 nt
Organism: Acanthoscelides obtectus
Lineage: Eukaryota; Metazoa; Arthropoda; Insecta; Coleoptera; Chrysomelidae
Source: the annotation of a GenBank genome assembly
UUUUGUUUGGUCAUCACAUAGCUAUCAACUAUUCUAGUGGUAGUUAGAUUCAUCAGCGGGAAAUAAAAGUUAGAGUAAUUCGGUGGCGCGAAAGUUCAUCACCACCGCACCGCUCGCCAUCAAGGGUUUGUGAGGGAUCCGCCACUUCUGCCAGCCAAGGGGAGAUAAUCCAACAUAGACGAAAGAGAAGAGGAGACCAGGGCGAAGAAGUCCACUGGCACCCGCCUGGUCAAAAGAAAUAACGCCGCUUGGGCCCGAGGCCAAUAGCAGAAUCGGAAGAACCAGGAGAAGGCAGAUACUUUGGGCGCUUUCCACUAUCGAAACGUCCAAAGGUCAACAUCUGGCUUGGGAAAGCCAAUCUAUCGAGGACGCCACCCCACAGCUGAAUGUUAGAGUUCAGGACGGACCAAGAAUGAAGAUUAUUCUUAUUUUCACUCUGAUCGAGAUCCACAACCUGGCACUAGCGGUUAAAACGCAUCGAAUUGAUCCUCAUUAUGGAUAUUUUAAGGAAUCACUAGGUCCAGCGAGGGUAAUAAGCCAUUGCCAUUCGAUAUAUUAUUACCAUAAUCUAACGCACACACGUUACAAAAUUACCACUUAG